Geodia barretti is the source of this 426-nucleotide messenger RNA. The record is from the annotation of a GenBank genome assembly. Lineage: Eukaryota; Metazoa; Porifera; Demospongiae; Tetractinellida; Geodiidae.
AGUGUUAAAGCAGUCAGAGUUGAUAGCAUUAAUGUGUCAUGGAGUCCUCCAUUCACCCUGGAAGGAGUCCCCAUACUCCACUCAAGGUCUAUAUCACCAGUCAGGAGUCUAGAACAGAGAAACACCACUGAAACACACAUCACUCUGGAGAGACAUGUGCCAGCACCACCUACCAGAUCAGUGCAUGGAAUGAAGUGGGAGAGGGAAAUGCUACCCGAAAGGCAUUCUUGACCAUCUUUGAAGCAGCUGUCGAAGUCAUUAGUGAGCUGCGAUAAAACCAGGAUUAUGUCUUCUGUUCUUUCGUCUCUGAUUCUACUGCUGAUGGCUGCGCUCAAAUGGAAAAUGACAAACAUGUUUUUGUUUUCAAUGCCACCCGAAGCAAGAACAAUGAUGACAACCUCUCACUACUGGAAUGUUUCUCAGUUC